AUGGCGACGUUCACGACGUUGCAGCGAGAGUACCGCCGAACGGACGGCACCGUCGUCUCCCUUCCUCCGGGGACGAUAAAACUGCUGGAGAAAAAGAAGUCUGACGUUCACGUUUUUUUAAACAAAGACCGAACGAAGACGAAACUCGUGAAGUUGUUCCUGCUUGUAAUGCUCGCGUGGAUGGUGUUCGCGAUGCAAUCGCAUCCGGAUGUAAAGAAGACGAGAGGAGUUAUAUCCGGACCGAAAGCGUUCUCACUGUUCGGUGGUAGGAAAGAUUUAAGGCACACGUCUUUAGAACAAAGAGAUAUGCUCAGAAAACAAAAGGCGGAGGAAAGAGAGCGGAGAGAUGUAGAGAGGUACGGCGCGACCAACCCGGCGUUGAGAGGCUCGAGCGAGUUAGAGAUGACCGGAAAGAGGAAAGACAAUCGAAUCGAUUGGAAGGAGAAAGUAAACGAGUUAGGGCGAGAGUACAAGGAAAAUAGAAGAAGAGCUGAACGAGAAAAUAGGUGGGACGGCAAAGCGCAGAAAUACGGGAUGUUGUCCUCGAGAGGAGGAGGUGGAGACGCUUCGUAG
Messenger RNA from Bathycoccus prasinos, 573 nucleotides. RefSeq lists its product with no specific name. The coding region runs from base 1 to 573 and encodes 190 amino acids. The record is from RefSeq and is a predicted model, not a curated record. Lineage: Eukaryota; Viridiplantae; Chlorophyta; Mamiellophyceae; Mamiellales; Bathycoccaceae. The transcript has a single exon.